AUGCCAAGGACAUCAAGCCCCAGUGGUAACUCCUCAAGCCAUGCAGGGUCUCAACCAUCGUAUCAAAGUCCUCAGACCCUCGCAUCCCCUUUUGCCAACCGCAAGCCACCAUCAUCAUCACCAUUGAGCAACAAGCCAAUUGAGGUUCUGCAGGAUCUCGAGUUACGACUUGAUGCUCUUCUUAAGCGUCAUGAGUCAAUACAGACUGACCGAGAGGAGAUAUAUCAUUUCAGACAAAACGCAAUAUCCCUCUGUUCGCACAUAGAGCUAUUGCUGGAUCAGGCCUGUAGUAGUGGUGCCGAGGAUCAGGUCGAGCAUCUGCAAGAGUGGUUCAAUUCUACUAGUAUGAUAGUGAAUUUCUUAGCUAAGAUUUGGAUUAAGCUGAUCUAUGAGGAUUCGAGAAUAAAGCUAGACCUCGGUAGUGCUGUACUGGAAGCAGAGGAAGCCUUGAAGAACAUCGCGGGCUGA
This is a messenger RNA of Fusarium sp. VM40, 468 nucleotides long. NCBI's taxonomy places the organism in Eukaryota, Fungi, Ascomycota, Sordariomycetes, Hypocreales, Nectriaceae. The record is from the annotation of a GenBank genome assembly.